Messenger RNA from Cladophialophora psammophila CBS 110553, 765 nucleotides. Its product is annotated as glutathione S-transferase. Lineage: Eukaryota; Fungi; Ascomycota; Eurotiomycetes; Chaetothyriales; Herpotrichiellaceae. The record is from RefSeq and is a predicted model, not a curated record. The coding region runs from base 1 to 765 and encodes 254 amino acids. The transcript has 2 exons.
AUGACCGACUCCAAGCAGCCCAACAUCACCCUCUACACCGACUCGACGCCGAACGGCAUCAAGAUCUCGAUCGCGCUGGAGGAGAUGGGCCUGCCGUACAAAGUAGAGCACCUCGACAUCUCGACGAACCGCCAGAAGGAGCCCUGGUUCCUGGAGAUCAACCCGAACGGCCGCAUCCCCGCGCUGACCGACACCUUUCGCGAUGGCCAGCCCAUCCGCCUGUUCGAGUCCGGCGGCAUCUUCCAGUACCUGGUCGACGAGUACGACCAGGAACACCACAGGAUCAGCUUCCCCCGCGGCACCCGCGAGUACUACGAGAUGGUCAACUGGACGUUUUUCCAGAACGCCGGCCUGGGGCCUAUGCAGGGCCAAGCCAACCACUUUGUAAGGUACGCGCCCGAGAAGAUCGAGUACGGGAUGAAGCGGUACGUCAACGAGACGCGGCGGCUGUACGGCGUGCUGGACAAGCACCUGGCGGCGUCGCGCUCGGGCUUCAUCGUCGGCGACCACAUCUCGGUCGCCGACAUCACCACCGUCGCCUGGGUCAUGUGGGCCGCCUGGGCCGGCGUCGACAUGGACGAGUUCCCCGCCCUCAAGCGCUGGGAGGCCAUGCUAUCCGCCCGUCCCGCCGUCAAGCGAGGCUGCGACGUCCCCAAGCCGCUCACCAUCAAGGACCGCCUCAAGGACCAGAAGACCAUGGAUGAGUAUGCCAAGAAGUCGAGUGCCUGGAUCGUCCAGGGCAUGCAGGACGAUGCCAAGAAGUAG